AUGUCAGCAAAGCAAUUCGCGACACAGGCUUACAAGGAGGCUUUUCAAGACUGGCAUGCUCGGGCAAUCCGACUGUUGUCAACGCAGGGGGCUCCAAAUGGGGAGUCGACAUGCAAUGAUACUGCUUUGAUCCACCUUGGGAUGCACCUGAUCCUUGAACAACUCACCCACUCUGUUCAGCGUCGGUUCCUGCCCGAAAUUCGACUGGAGAUCGAGGUUUCCUGCAAGAAACAGCUUAUGCCGAAUCUAUUUUUUAUUCCUAUCUGCUAUUUACGGGGCCAGUCGUUAUCAGACAGCAAUAUGGCGGACGAACCGACCGUUCGGACGCCCAAAAGAAAGCGGGGAGAGAGCAGAUUCAAGGGUUCACCACUCUAUUCGGCCACACAAUUCUCCUUCCGUAUGCCCCAGGCCCAGGAGGAAGAGGGCGGCGGAAGUGCAAGCCCGCGAACUCGGUUCGUUCACAAGUUCAAGGGACUCCAUCUCCACGAGCAAAGCGGGGGCGGGGUCCCUCUCAGCGACACGAGCCGAGCCACCAACGAUAUCGCCACAGCCGUCACCACUGAUAAGGCCCUGGGCGAUCACAAUCACACACAGACCAAUGCCUUCACCGAGGGUCACACCGAGCCCAUUGGCUGCGAACCUCGGAUUGGCAACGUCAAUCCCCAGGACGACGAUGGCCACAACGGCGAUGAAGACGACGAGGGAAGCACCAUGCGCAAGCGACAAAAGGUCCCCGAACUCGUUAUGCACGAUGCCGACGGGGCGGCAUCGUCUGAGACCCGUCCCGCUCAUGUACCCCUCUCGGCGAUGUCUCCAACAUUGCCUACACCCGAGCCCGAAACCAUUCCCGGCGACCGCAGCCCCUCGCGCGAAGCUGGCCUCGAGCACGUCGUCCCCCCUUCGUCGAAGGCUGGCAGCAACGAGGAAGCAGCAGCCCGCGAGGACGAGAGCGAAGACGAGGGCCCCGUGGUCGUCGACCCCGUCCGCGCCGCGCUGACCUGGCAGGAGGACGAGAUUACCGUCUACGACCCGGAUGACUCUGACGACGACGGCACGGGCGUCAACGGCGUCGGUUUUAAGCCCACCCCCGCCAUCGCCCGCCUGCGCGUCCAGAAGCGUCGUCAGCAGCUGGCAGAAUACCGCAGGAGGGAGGAGAAGGAGGCCCGCGCGCUUCGUAACUACCGGCGACGUGGCGGCGGCGGUAGUGGUGGUAGUGGUGGCAGUGGUGGUUCCGCAUCGCCUGGAGCCGCGGUGGCGGAUACGAAAGAUUCGCCCGUGGCUUCGCGCCGGGUACGCUUUAUGGAAGUCGAGGUCAGCGCGGUCGUGAUGACUAACUGA
This is a messenger RNA of Sodiomyces alkalinus F11, 1338 nucleotides long. RefSeq lists its product as hypothetical. The transcript has 4 exons. The record is from RefSeq and is a predicted model, not a curated record. Bases 1 to 1338 code for a protein of 445 amino acids. Lineage: Eukaryota; Fungi; Ascomycota; Sordariomycetes; Glomerellales; Plectosphaerellaceae.